CUUACUCACACUUCCGUCAAGUUGAGCAGUUGCUGCAUAGUCUCUGUACAUUGAGGUCUUUUUUAUUCAAUCAGACUCAAAAAACACUUUGAUAGAGAAAAAUGAGCGAAAUCAAACCAGAAGAACCAGCGACAGCUGAGCUCAGCGCCGAGGAAAAAGACUGGGCGGCAGCUAAAGCUUUUUUUGACAGUUUGAAAACAAAAGUACCGAGGCCGCCCAAACCCCAGAAUGCUGUAACCAUCGCCGUCUCCUCUCGCACCCUCUUCAACAUGGUGACAGAGAGGAAGAUCUACGAGGAUGACGGGCUGGAGACGUACGUUGGGUUCCAGGUGAAACAUGAAGACGAGCCUUUGAAACCUGGACCUGCAUUUCCCUUUGUUAAGGCUCUCAUGAAUGUCAACAGCCGACUGAGGGAGCUUUACCCUGACAGUGAGGAGCUGUUUGACAUCGUAUUGAUGACUAACAACCACGCUGAAGUCGGCGUGCGCCUCAUUAACAGCAUUAAUCACUACGGUUUGACUAUAGAGAGAUUCUGUAUGACUGGAGGGGAAAGUCCUAUAGGUUACCUGAAGGCCUACAUGACAAACCUUUACCUUUCUAAGGAUUCAAAGAAGGUCAUAGAUGCUAUAGAAGAAGGGAUUGCAGCAGCUACCAUGUUUAUGUCAGAAAAGGAGAGCAAUCUGAGUGACACUCAGCUAAGAGUGGCGUUUGAUGGUGAUGCCGUCCUUUUCUCAGACGAGUCAGAAAUUAUUGUGAAGCAACACGGCCUGGACUCUUUUUUUGAGCAUGAGAAAAAGAAUGAGGACAAACCCUUGGCUCAGGGUCCAUUAAAGUGUUUUCUGGAGGCCCUUGGAAAGCUCCAGAGAAAGUUUUAUGAGAAGAACGAACGCAUGAAUUGCCCGAUCCGAACCUUCCUGGUCACUGCUCGCAGCGCAGCGAGCUCUGGUGCUCGUGUCCUGAAGACCCUCCGAACCUGGGGCCUGGAAAUUGAUGAGGCCCUCUUCCUUGCUGGGGCUCCAAAGGGGCCCCUGCUGCAGAAGAUAAGACCUCACAUCUUCUUCGACGACCAGAUGUUCCACAUUGAGGGGGCCAAGGAACUGGGAACCAUAUCUGCACAUGUCCCUUAUGGAAUAGGACAGAAGUACCACAAAGGGAAACUCAUUGAGCAGCCAGAAAAAAAGGAGUAACUUGAAGUGAAACACUAAAAUUUAUCUCCAUAGGAAGAGAUUAGCUUCACAUUAGUAAUAUUUUUUUAUAUAAAACAUGCCCCUCUAAAGGAAAAGUUUGGAUGAGACUGUAAUUCCUAUAUAUAUUUUUAAAGCACAGUUCCAUAGUGGCCCAUAAAGUUCUCUUUAUAUAACUGAAAAGACAAGAAACACAAAAGACAAAAGAAAGACUAGCAAACACUGUUACGUUUUAGUCAAAUCUGUACCUUUUUAUUGGGUCAGUCAGAAAUGAAAACCCUUUUAAAAUAAAGUUUACAUCAUUUUGGUCA
Messenger RNA from Cyprinodon tularosa, 1495 nucleotides. It is a transcript of the gene nt5c1bb, whose product is annotated as 5'-nucleotidase, cytosolic IB b. Gene Ontology annotation, molecular function: 5'-nucleotidase activity; nucleotide binding; magnesium ion binding. Lineage: Eukaryota; Metazoa; Chordata; Actinopteri; Cyprinodontiformes; Cyprinodontidae. The record is from RefSeq and is a predicted model, not a curated record. Bases 102 to 1187 code for a protein of 361 amino acids. Gene Ontology annotation, cellular component: cytoplasm; cytosol. The transcript has 6 exons. Gene Ontology annotation, biological process: nucleotide metabolic process; adenosine metabolic process.